CAAUUGUUAUCGCGGGAUUUUGUACUUUUGCGACAGUGUGACGUCUGUCGGCGGAAACGAUCAAAAUGGGGAAAGCGGAGUUUUUGACCCCGAAAUCGAUCAGCAACCGAAUAAAAGCCAAAGGUCUACAGAAGCUGCGAUGGUAUUGUCAGAUGUGUCAGAAACAAUGUCGAGACGAGAAUGGCUUCAAGUGUCACUGCAUGUCCGAGUCCCACCAGAGGCAGCUGCUGCUCGCCUCAGAAAACCCCACAAAGUUCAUGGACUAUUUCUCAGAUGAGUUCAAACGCGACUUUCUGGAGCUGCUCAGGAGGCGAUUUGGGACCAAACGAGUGCACAACAACAUCGUCUAUAACGAGUACAUCAGCUACCGGGAGCACGUCCACAUGAACUCCACGCAGUGGGAGACGCUCACGGACUUCACCAAGUGGCUCGGCAGAGAAGGUUUGUGCAAAGUUGACGAGACGCCUAAAGGCUGGUACAUCCAGUACAUCGACCGUGACCCAGAGACCAUCCGGCGGCAGGAGGAGCUGGCGAGGAAGAAGAAACAAGAGAUGGACGAUGUGGAGAGGAGCGCCAAGUUCAUCGAGGAGCAGGUCCGAAGAGGCCGCGACGGCAAGGAGACGGAGGAAACUCCUGUUUUCACAGAGCUCAAGCGUGAAAGCGAGGAAGAAAAAGUGGUCUUUAACCUGGGAGCGUCCGCUUGUGUGGCCGGCCCCUCCAAACCGAGCUCCGUCCUGGGUCCCAGCGCUCUGAAAGCAGCCGCGGCGCCACCAUCUGUGAAAAGGAAAGACCCGCCGUCCAGCUCAGACUCCAAAAGCGAGAAGAAAAAGAAGUCCGCCUUGGAGGAGAUCAUCGAGAUGGAGGAGAGGAAGAAGAAGCAGCCGUCCAGAACCGACUACUGGCUGCAGCCCGACAUUGUCGUGAAAGUGAUCACCAAAAAACUGGGAGAGAAAUACCACAAGAAGAAGGCCGUUGUCACGGAGGUGCGAGAUCGAUACGGAGCUGUGGUGAAGCUGAUCGACUCCGGGGACAAACUGAAACUGGACCAGAACCACCUGGAAACGGUCAUCCCUGCACCGGGUAAACGGGUUUUGAUCCUGAACGGCCCGUACAGAGACACGGAGGCCCUGCUGGAGGGCAUCGACGAGAAAAACUUCAGCGCCACGCUCACACUCGACGCCGGUCAUCUGAAAGGGAAGAGGGUGACCGUCGCCUACGAGGAUUUCUCCAAGCUGGCCUGAACAUUCGUGAACGUCGUUCGAUGUUUAGACUGAGGGACUCUACUGUGUCAGAGUUAACCCCCCCCCACACACACACACACCUGUACAUACAGCCAUCCCUCAAUCCACAUGCUGGACAAGUCAGGGAUAUUCACAGCAGCAGUUCCAUGUUUUUUUUAUUUUGUCGAUCCUGACGUCUGCAGGUUUGAAUUUGGUCUAAAUAAAGUUUGCAAAAAUAGA
Molecule: messenger RNA, 1460 nt
Organism: Oryzias latipes (Japanese medaka)
Lineage: Eukaryota; Metazoa; Chordata; Actinopteri; Beloniformes; Adrianichthyidae
Gene: kin
Product: Kin17 DNA and RNA binding protein
Biological process (GO): DNA damage response; DNA replication
Cellular component (GO): nucleus
Molecular function (GO): double-stranded DNA binding
Source: RefSeq, a predicted model, not a curated record